AUGUUUGGACACUCCAGAGCCAAAAGGAUCCCUCCUAUGGGGCGCAAAUUCACUCUCCCACAUUCACUAUCUGAGAAGGUAGAGGAGGCUGUGGAGACGGUACCAUCCAGGCACCUCCCACUUUCGUGCCCAUCUGGGGUGGAGGAGAAGGUCCAGGAAGAUCCCAGAAAAAAGAUGGAGGAUCUUGUAGAGACCAAAGGGCAGAAUGGUGGGAACAGGGUCCCCCAUAACGUUGGGGACAUACCAUUUAAAUGUCCCCUGGAGACCGGUGGACUUCUCAGUUCCUUGCAGUGCAGCCCUGCACCUUUGGACCUCCAUCCUAAUCCUCCAGAAGACGGUUUGAGGGAGAACACCCAGAAGUCUCUGAUGAACUGCUGCCCUGAAGGCCACAUAGUCACUUCCUCACAUGGCCCAGCCGGGAGUGUCGUGCCUGAUACAGAUGCAGCAGUGCUCUCCGACCCAACCCCGUGCUGCCCCUUACUGCAGGAGACAUCAACAAAGGAAGUGUUGGGUGAAAACCAUCAGCCUGUUGGGGACACAUCAUACCUAUCCAGGAAGGAGAUACAGGCUAAUGAGCCUUCAGGCAUCUCAUCAAGGAGCUCUUUUUCCCCUGUAUCUGCCAGCAGAAUCAUCUCUCAGCCCACAACUGGGCAUCAUAAUGGGCAGCAGCCUGACAAUUCUCACCUGUUAGGAACACCAGUAGCCUCAACACCAGCUAUGGACCCAACUGCUCUUGUAGCCCAGCUACCCAGAGACAACACAGUGAAGGCAGAAAGAAAACUUGCCCCACAUGACCGAGACACCAGCAUGGAGAAGAAACAAGUGUCAGGACACAUGCGAGGCUCCCCCUUAAGUCUGAGCAGCAGGGGGCCGCCAUCAAAAAUCCAGGUGAUGGAGUAG
Neofelis nebulosa (Clouded leopard) is the source of this 900-nucleotide messenger RNA. RefSeq names its product putative UPF0607 protein FLJ37424. NCBI's taxonomy places the organism in Eukaryota, Metazoa, Chordata, Mammalia, Carnivora, Felidae. The transcript is spliced from 3 exons. The record is from RefSeq and is a predicted model, not a curated record. The coding region runs from base 1 to 900 and encodes 299 amino acids.